Molecule: messenger RNA, 837 nt
Organism: Guillardia theta CCMP2712
Lineage: Eukaryota; Cryptophyceae; Pyrenomonadales; Geminigeraceae
Exons: 4
Coding region: 1-837 (278 amino acids)
Source: RefSeq, a predicted model, not a curated record
AUGCAGGGAGGCCGCGAGCUGAUGGCGCUGGUGAUGGCGGCGCUGGUGAUGGCGGCGAUGGCAGAGGAGGAGCAGAAGAGAGAGAACCUUGAGAGAAGCUGGAUGGCAGGGGAUGGGAUGAUGGUCGGCGUGAUCGUGUCGGUGGUGGUAGGAGGCCUAGGAGGAUGGUUCUUGCUCCGAGGUGGGGGUAAGAAGAAGCUCAAGGGCGAUGCUGUUUUCCUUGUUGGAGCGUGCGAUGCUGGCAAGACAGUCCUCGUACAGAGACUGAGAGAAGAGGGAGGGGAGAAGGGAGUGAGACCGACACACACAUCGAUGAUGCUCAACGAAUGUACGAUCCAGCUUGAGGGAGAGGACAAGGGCAGGGCAGUGCGAGUGAUCGACUUCCCUGGGCAUGGAAGGUUACGUCCCAUGCUGUUCGACAUGCUCGAGGACUGUGCGGUCCUCAUCUUUGUGAUUGAUGCCACCACCUUCCACCUACAAGCACGGGAGAUCGCGGAGUUCAUGUUGGACCUUCUGACGUCAACGUCGCUGCUCAAGAACACGCGGAUGAUGCUGGUGGCGUGCAACAAGGUCGAUGCUCUUCCGGACGAGCUUGCGGGCAUCUCGCCCAAAGUGAUGGUGAAGAAGAGGCUUGAGUCCGAGAUAGAAGCGCUGCGAGUCGCUCGAGCUGAUUCGCUCAACGACACUGCCAACACGAUGAGGGUGGAGCUCGAGAUAGCUGGAGCAGAGUUCAAGUGGUCUGACUCUCCGCUGGAUGUGGAAUUUGCUGACUGCAGCGCGAUGGAGGGGAAGGUCACACCAGUGGUCUCAUUCCUCAAGAAGGCGAUAAAUUCUUAA